This is a messenger RNA of Dryobates pubescens (Downy woodpecker), 6645 nucleotides long. It is a transcript of the gene GTF3C1, whose product is annotated as general transcription factor IIIC subunit 1. The transcript has 37 exons. Gene Ontology annotation, cellular component: transcription factor TFIIIC complex. The coding region runs from base 11 to 6451 and encodes 2146 amino acids. Gene Ontology annotation, molecular function: DNA binding. Lineage: Eukaryota; Metazoa; Chordata; Aves; Piciformes; Picidae. Gene Ontology annotation, biological process: 5S class rRNA transcription by RNA polymerase III; transcription initiation at RNA polymerase III promoter. The record is from RefSeq and is a predicted model, not a curated record.
GGUGGCGGGGAUGGAGGCUCUGUGGCUGCUGCUGGACGAGGUGGCCCUGGAGGGGCUGGACGGCAUCACGCCGGGCGCGCUGUGGCAGCGCCUGGCCGCUCGCUCGCCACCCUUUCCGCUGCCGCUGGAGCCCGCCACGCAGCAGCUGCUCUGGGCCGCACUCAGCGCGCAGCCCGAUGUCCGCUUCUACCUGCUGCCGCGGGCGCGCCCGCCGCUCCACCUGCACGACCGAUACGAAGAAAUAGACCUUGAAACAGGAGUAGUGGAAACCAAAAGGGAUCCUGUUACUGCAGAAGAUAUUUAUCCUGUCCACAUGAUUCUGGAUAAUAAAGAUGGCAUACAGGGUUCCUGCCAGUAUUUUAAAGAGAGAGUAGAUAUAACUGAUCAGAUAAGGAGGAAGGACUUGCAGCCUUGUUAUACUUACGUAGAGGCUGUUGAAAAAUGGGGAGAGAAACUGGUCAUAGUUGCUUCCCAGGAGCUGCGUUACCGAGCUUUAAUAAGCUGGGAGGGGGACCCCGACUUAAAACUCCCUGACUUCUCCUACUGUAUACUGGAGCGUUUAGGUCGUGCUAGGUGGCAAGGAGAGCUUCAGAGGGAUCUUCACAGUGGGGCUUUCAAGGUGGAUGCUGGGAAAAUGCAUUAUCACCGAAGAGUACUGGACAGAAAUGGUCUCAUAACAAUGCAGUCCCACGUCAUAAAACUACCAAGCGGAGCACAGCAACACUCAAUUCUUCUGCUUCUGACUCGCUUUCAUGUUGAUAGGAGAAGCAAGUAUGAUAUCUUGAUGGAGAAGGUCUCAAGUAUGCUCACUGCUCGUUCAAACCAGAUGGAAACAUUAAGCCACUUGAGGGAAGAAUUGGGUCUUUGUGAGAGGACUUUCAAACGCCUCUAUCAGUACAUGAUGAAUGCUGGCCUAGCCAAGGUAGUGUCUGUCCCUUUACAAGAUAUUCACCCUGGUGGAGGACCCUACAAGACAAAGAAAGGCACUGAUGUCAUGGUCCGCUGCCUGAAGUCACUAAAGGAAUUUCGGAAGAAAAUAGAAGAUUAUCAUGAUGAUGAUGAAGAGGAGAUCAUCACAAAAGCUGUUCAGCCUGUGGAUAUCAUUUGUGAAAGGGACAUGCUCACCCAGGCCUUUGAGCUAAUUGAGAGCAGGGGAACCAAAGGUAUAUCUCAGGCAGAAAUCCGCUUGGCUAUGAAUGUGGGGAAGCUAGAAGCAAGGAUGCUCUGUCGUCUUCUGGAGAGGUACAAAGUUGUCAAGGGCUUUAUGGAGGAUGAAGGACGGCAGAGGACAACAAAGUACGUCUCCUACAUUUUUGCAGAGGAGAGCGACCUGAACCGUCAGUUUGAGAGAGAAAAGGCAAGAAGCGAGCAGUUAGCCACAGUUACCUUGGCUCUGGUGCCAGAAGAUUCCCUCCCUGUGGAAGAAGUCACACCUAGGGAGGAUGAUGCUUUAGUCUCAGAGUCUGACAAUGAAGAAGAAGGGAAAGAUGGCAGGAAGAGACAAAAAAGUCAGAAGGCCAACUCUGGUUCUCUGUUGAAAUCAAGUUUCCAAGACACCACCCAACAGUCAACACCAGCUAAAGGCUCAAAGCCAGUGCCUGUGAAGUCUCAGGGGAAGAAGCUGUCUUCCCUUCAAGCUGUUGAAGAGCCCAAUGAACUCCCAGAAAACCUUUCAGGAGAGAAUUCUACUUUGGAAACUCUAAAGCAGGAGUCCACUCUUUCCAUGUAUGCUCCUUCUGCUGAUGAGGAUGGAGAUGUGGCUGUGGUGGAGGAGGUCAAACUUGAAGACCUUAAGAAGACAUGUGGCCAAAAGAAGGAGAAGCGUUCCAAAGCUGCAGCGGUGGAGAGAUCUCAUGAAACCUACAGGCUGCUGAAGCGCAGGAAUCUGAUUGUGGAAGCUGUUCGAAACCUCCGGCUGAUCGAAAGCUUGUUCACGCUUCAGAAGAUGGUGAUGGAUCAAGAGAAGCAAGAAGGUGUCUCCACUAAAUGCUGCAAGAAGUCCAUCGUCCGCCUGGUGCGGAGGCUUGCGCAAGAAGGACUCCUCAGACUCUACCACACCACAGUCAUUCAGGAUGGCAUUAGUAAGAAGGUGGAGUUUGUUGUGCAUCCUUCAGUGAGCCCUAGCGAUCCCCUCGUCAAAAGUGCCAUCGAGCAGGUGCGCUUCCGGAUCUCCAAUUCAAGCAGCACCAACAGGAUUAAAGUUCCCCAGACACCAACAUCCCAAGACCAUGCUGAGGAAGAAAACGGGGGGCAAGAGGCAGCCCCUGCUUCAGGAGAAGCACAAGCAGGCUCCUGUAGAGCUGAUAAUGGUCGUGCAGGGAAAAGUGAUGAGAAAAUGGGCAUCGGCCAGCUGAAAAACUAUCACCCAGUUACAGUUCCAGGACUUGGGCGUUCCCUUGGCUUCCUUCCCAAAAUGCCCCGUUUAAGAAUGGUCCACAUGUUCCUCUGGUACUUAAUUUAUGGGCACCCUUUAAAUGAAACACAGCAAAAAGGAGGUGGUGAUGGUGAGAAAAAAGGCAGCAAGCAAGGGCUGGAUGCAAAUGCAACUGUAAUUGAAGCACAACCAGAUGGGACCUUAGAAAUUGUGACAGCUGAGGUGAAUCCUGAAACCUCUGCCCAGGAGACUGAAGUAGAGCUGUCUAAUCAAACAGUGUACGUGGAUGAUGUGUCCUGGACACGCUACGUCCCUCCUCUGCCUGUGCACAGAGAGUUUGGAUUUGGAUGGGCUCUUGUUAGUGACAUUCUUCUCUGCUUGCCUCUCUCCAUCUUUGUUCAGAUAGUGCAAGUCAGCUACAAGGUGGAGGGGCUGGAAGAUUUUUUAACUGAUCCCCUCAAAAAGCACACUCUGAUCAGAUUCCUUCCAAGGUCAGUUCGGCAGCAGCUUCUCUACAAAAGGAGGUACAUCUUCUCAGUGGUAGAAAACCUUCAAAGGCUAUGUUAUAUGGGACUGAUACAGUUUGGCCCAACAGAGAAGUUUCAAGACAAAGACCAGGUCUUUGUGUACAUGAAGAGAAAUGCUGUGAUUGUUGACACCACCAUCUGUGACCCUCACUACAACCUGGCCCACAGCAGCCGCCCCUUUGAGAGGCGCUCAUACAUCCUGAGCACCAUGCAGGACGUGGAGAACUUCUGGUUUGACCUGCAGUAUGUCUGCCUCAAUACACCACUGGGAGUUGUCCGCUGUCCUCGUUCCAAGAGAAGCAAUCUUCAAGGGGAGGAGACUGCCCUGGCUGUGGAAAUGGAACAAGAGUCAGCAGUGGAUAAGCACAACCUGGAACGCAAGUGUGCGAUGCUGGAGUACACCACAGGCAGCCGAGAGGUAGUUGAUGAUGGAACUAUCCCUGGAGAUGGGUUAGGAGCUGCAGGCCUGGAUUCCAGCUUUUAUGGGCAUCUCAAACGCAACUGGAUCUGGACAAGCUACAUCAUGAACAAGACUAGGAAGGAAAACACAGUUUCUGAGAACGGACUGACAGUGAGACUCCAAACCUUCCUAACCAAACACCCGCUGCCACUCAGUACUGGAGGUAGCAAAAUUAAUAUUUUGGGAGAAGCAAAGAUAGGAUCUGAGUCACUUGUCCAGAAAGAGGAAUGUGUGGAAAUAACUAAAGAACCAACCCAGGAUCGAACCAAACGAGUGAGAGGUGGAAAAAGCCAAAAGAGGAAAAGGCUCAAGAAGGACACUGGGAAGAAGACAAAGAAGAAGAAGAAAGAAGAGGAUUCAGUAGAGAAAAGCAAGAGGCUGCGCUACCACGAUGAAGCUGACCAGAGUGCCCUGCAGAGGAUGACCAGGCUGCGCGUCACCUGGACGGUGCAGGAGGACAGCCUGCUGAUGCUGUGCCGCAUCGCCAGUCACGUCCUCAACGCAAAGGUGAAAGGGCCCUUUGUUCCAUGGCAGGUCGUGCGGGACAUCAUGCACGCCAGCUUCGAGGAGUCCCUCGACAAAACCUCGCACUCAGUCGGCCGACGAGCGCGCUAUAUCAUCAGGAACCCACAGACCUAUCUCAACUACAAAGUUUGCCUUGCUGAGGUUUACCAAGAUAAAGCCCUCACAGAAGAUUUCAUGAAUAGAGAAAACAAUUAUGAAGAUCCCCAGGUGUGUGCAAAAGAGUUUAAAGAGUUUGUGGAAAGACUGAAAGAGAAAUUCAGUUCAACCCUUGGGAAUCCUAAACUCGAGAUUCCUGAUACGUUGCAGGAGCUCUUUGCCAGAUUUCGAGUUCUGGCCAUUGGAGAAGACAGGAAUCAGCACACAAAGGAGGAUAAUCUGAAGAGUGUCUAUGAUAUCCAUUUCCUAGUGCUACAGAAUCUGAUUCAGAGCACGUUGGCACUCUCAGAUAACCAGAUGAAAUCUUGCCAGUCAUUUCAGACCUUCCGUCUGUACCGGGAGUACCAGGACGAUGUCCUCCUGAAGGCCUUCCUGGAGUGCCAGAAGCGGAGCUUGGUCAACCGCCGGCGCGUCAGCCACAUGCUGGGCCCCAAGAAGAGCAGGGCACUGCCCUUUGUGCCCAUGUCCUUUCAGCUCUCUCAGAGCUACUACAGAGUGUUCACGUGGCGGUUUCCCAGCACCGUUUGUACAGAGUCCUUUCAGUUCCUUGAGAAGCUCAAGGAUGCUGAAAGAUCAGACCAGCCAGAUAGCUUCUCCUUUAAAGAUCAAGAGAACGAGGCAUCAGAGGGCAUGGUUGCAUUUCCCAUGGAUGGACCUGGUGGCCAGUGUGCAGCGAUGCUUUCUCUCUUCUCCCUGGGACUCGUGUCUGUCAGUGUGAGGAUCCCAGAGCAGAUAGUGGUGGUGGACAGCACUAUGGUGGAAAAUGAAGUCAUAAAAAGUUUGGGAAAAGAAGGGCUUGAGGAUGAGGAUGAGGAUGAUGAUGACCUCGAUGAUGGCUCUGGAGGCAAAAGGAGGAUAGAGGUGAAGGCUCGCCAGGCGUCUCACACCAACUACCUGCUGAUGAGAGGCUACUACGCCCCCGGGAUCGUCAGCACGCGGAACCUCAGCCCCAGCGACAACAUCGUGGUCAACGCCUGCCAGGUGAAGGUGAAGCUGCGCUCAGCACCGCUGCCAGGAAGGCUCAGCUCUGCAGUUGCGUCUCUGCUUGAUAACAUGGCUGUGGGAAUCUCCUGCCUCCCUGACAGUUUCACCAGGCUGAUAAAAAUCCAAGAAGAAAAUUACAAGAUGGAAGGGUUUCUUCAGGAGUGUAGGGAAGGCUAUGGCUACAGCCCCAGGGAUGUGGCUGCUGUGCUGGAGAUCCGUGAGGCCAUAGAGGCCACCUCCCACUUUGGGAUUUGCAGAGCUGAGCUGAGCAAACGCUUCUGCAGCUACGAAGAGGUGGAGCCUGAACGCACCCGGGGCUUGCAGCAGUACCUUCAGGACCUUGUUGAAAUGCAGCAGGCUUUAGAAGUAGGAGGCCAUGCUGUCAGACUGGUUGCCAUAGUGUUUGCCAAGCCAUGGCUAUUACAUUCAGUAUGUCUGAAGAAUAAAGCAGAAGACUCUGAUCAGCAGGAUGCAGACACCACUCUCCCAGAUGUACAACAGGAUUGCCUGCCAACAGAACCAAAGAAAGGAGAGGAAUGCUCCGGAGAGGAGGAGCAGCUGGGAAAAGACACAGAUGAAGAACCCCCAAGGAAGAGAUGCAAGACUCUAAACGAGGUCCUUCAAGGUGGCAAUCAGCUCUGCCAGGGUUCACAGAGCAGUUUGAAAGGUGCAGAUGAAAAUAACUUUGAUGCAGAUGGGAGUGAUCCAGUUACAGUGAAGGAACCUCCAGUUGUGGAUGAGGAAACAGGGCAGGCAGGACAUGGAGCGGAACAGCCAGCGUGUCCUCCAGAGGCUGCCAAGGUGGAUGCUUACAAAGAACACGGAAAAGCUGCUUUUGAGGACAAAGAACCUGAAGUGGAGAGUGAUGAGCUCACUGAGCACAACAAACAGAUCCCUAGCCAUGAGCAAUCAGCCAGUGAGCAGGAGGAUGAUCUCUCCUACUUACAGGAGAGCCCAGGGGUCUCUAAAGGAAGUUCUCUGACAGAUGUCUCCCAGGCAGACAGGGACCGGGCCUGCGAGAACGUCUGCUUCAUCGGGAGGCCGUGGCGGAUUGUGGAUGGGAACCUGAACAAGCCUGUGUGCAAGGGCAUGAUGGAAGCUGUGCUCUACCACAUCAUGACCAAGCCAGGCCUCACUCAGGACCUGCUGCUGCAGCACUACCUGGGGGUGCUGCAGCCUGUGGCCGUCCUGGAGAUCCUGCAGGGACUGGAGACUCUGGGUUGCAUCAGACGGUUCUACAUGACAAAGCCAUCCCCGGUGUUGCUCUUUUCUCAGCCAGCUCUGGAAGAGCAGCUCAGCAACCCCAAGCUGAGUGAAACCCCAACCGUGUACUACGAGCCCACCAUCGACUGCACUCUCAGGCUGGGAAGAGUGUUCCCCUCUGAAGUGAACUGGAAUAAAUGGGUGCAGAUUAUCCCCGUGUAAAAGAGGUAAAGCUGAGCCAUACCCAGUGGGUUCAGGCUGCAGCGUGAGUGUUGAGGGCAGAUCAAAUGUUUGUGUUCCAUCAUGGUUUUGCUAAGUUAUUUAUCCUUUUUACUUCUGAAUGUAUUUAUGCUGAGAAUAAAGCUUCACCUUCAGGCACAGGUAAUGUCUGAUCCCACCUGAAGUUUUUACCAAUA